Coregonus sp. 'balchen' is the source of this 2618-nucleotide messenger RNA. Lineage: Eukaryota; Metazoa; Chordata; Actinopteri; Salmoniformes; Salmonidae. The record is from the annotation of a GenBank genome assembly.
AUGGUCACUCUGCUAGUAGAGCUUGCUGCAGUGCCAGCCAUUAAGGUGAAGGCCUCUCCUGAAACACACAAACAGAGCUGUAUAAUCAGAUGUCCAGUUGGUCACACAUGUGUUGCACAUUCUGAGAAGGAUAGGCAUGAAACUGUCAGAGGAAACACUGGUCUUUUAGUUGUUACUAGUAAAGACAAAACAGACAAGACACACAAAUAUAAAUACUAGAUCACAUAACUGAGCAGAUAAUAUCCAUAGUAUUAUGUUUGUUUUUUGAUGCCUUGUUGUGUUUCAGAGUAUUCCUGUGGUUAUUAAUGGGGUCCAGUGCGGUGAUGCUGAGACUGUGACCAGAGCACUAGAGGAAUCCAGCCAGGCCAUGCAGGGCAUGACAGAUGCACUUAAACUGAUGCAUGGUACUACAGCUGAAACAAAUUAGAUGUUUUACUGCAUUGACAUUCAGUCCAGUUCACCUGCAUUCUUAGCAUAUAGAUGUCUCUUAUGUUGUUCCAGUGUAUGUCAAGCCAGAAGUCUUCUAUGGCAUUAUGAGGAUCUAUCUUUCUGGGUAGGUACUGAAUACCCCUAGGCCUAGACGAUACAAAAUGAGUUUGUAUGUCUGAUAAAAGUUAAUGACGCAUAUAAAAUACAUAUAAUAUAUGACGAUAUACUGAGAAUACCAAACAUUAGGAACACCUUCCUAAUAUUGAGUUGCCCCCCCCCCCCCUUUGCCCUCAGAACAGCCUCAAUUUGUCGGGGCAUGGACUCUACAAGGUGUCAACAGAAUUCCACAGGAAAGCUGGCGCAUGUUGACUCCAAUGCUUCCUAUAGUAGUGUCAAGUUGGCUGGAUGUCCUUUGGGUGGUGGACCAUUCUUGAUACACACGGGAAACUGUUGAGCGUGAAAAACCCAGCAGCGUUUCAGUUCUUGACACAAACCAGUGCACCUGGCACCUACUACAAUACCCUGUUCAAAGGCACUUCAAUCUUUUGUCUUGCCCAUUCGUCCUCUGAAUGUCACACACACACAAUCCAUGUCUCAAUUGUCUCAAGGCUUAAAAAUCCUUCUUUAACCUGUCUCCUCCCCUUCAUCUACACUGAUUGAAGUGGAUUUAACAAGUGACAUCAAUAAGGGAUCAUAGCUUUAACCUGGAUACACCUGGUCAGUCUAUGUCAUGGAUACUCAGUGUAUUAUAUACCUGUAUGUGUUUGGGUCAGGUGGAAAGACAACUCCUCCAUGCCAGCUGGGUUGGUGUAUGAGGGCGUCCAGGCAGAGCCUAUGGAGUAUUCUGGUGGGAGUGCUGCCCAGAGCAGUCUGCUGCACUGCUUUGAUGAGCUGCUGGGUGUCAAACAUGAAGCAAAGAGUGGUAAGAAAGCAAAGGUCCAGAGGAGUCAGUGCAUAGAAAAAAUAUUACCACACAAAAAUCCAUCAAUGUUAUGCAGAGAUAUGAAUGGCUGCUUUAACACAUACUUUUUAACAGCCGUUUAUUUAGGCAAUAAGGAAAUGUUCAAUUAGAACCACAAAGAGUUUUUGAGGAGGGGGGUGGGGUGUGGGGACGUGUUAUACAGACGUCUACAACAUGCAUUGGCAUGGCAUUUUAUUCUACAUAGAAAUCUUUCUUUACACUUAGGUAUCCUAAAGACGUAAUAUCCAGUGAGGGUGAAUGUGCUAUCUACUUGUACAGGUGCCUUUCUGACCCUUAUGAGGAACUACAUGCCCCCUUCCCACAAGCGUCUGAUCCAGGACAUCUCUCUGCAGCCCUCCCUGCGAGGCUUCGUCCAGCAGCAGGCCUGUGAGCCGCUGACCGCAGCCUUCCAGCUCUGUGUGACCAAGCUGCUGGCCCUCCGCAGUUACCACAUCAAUGUGGUCAGCCGCUUCAUCACUGUGCCUGCUGCCCGUGCCCGACAGCUCCGAAAACAGGGAAACAGUUCCCAGGAGGAGACUGUCAGCAGGGCGCCCACGGCUCUGGAGGAGACGGGCACCGGCGGCUCGGGCAUCAUGAGCUUCCUCAAGACUGUAAGGGACAGCACACGGGACGUCUCCCUGCCUCUGGACAACAGGGACAUGCAGAAGAGCCCAAACGGAUCACAGCUUCAAAACACACAACACGCAACACAACCAAAACAUCUGCAAUCUAACACACUUUAGAGACACUUUAAUACCUAUGUUUAAUACAUUUAUGAAAUGACUGGAAAUUAUAAGAGCUUUGUGCAUAACCUGUUGCUCUAUCAAGGUUUAAUGUCUGACUAAACAAGUCCCAGUGUUAUUGACUGUAGAAAUGAUGUCACUCUUUCAGUCCAAACCUUAAUUUAAACCAUCAGUGUUAAUUUCCAUUAAAUGCAACCACUAAUUUCUUAAUUUAAUCUAAAAUAUAAUGUAAAAUAUGUAUUGGAUGACUAGUCCAGACCGACUGUGCUCAUACCACAAUCCCCAAUUCCUGCAUCACAGUCUCAUGCAAGAAAUCUCGCACUUAUCCCCAGGGAAGUUAUUUUUAGAGUCAGACUGAGGAAAGUUUAGAAAGUUUAGCUUACCAUGAUCUGAGGUCCAGACUGUUAAUACGUACAACCAGGGUUAUACUUAACCAUAAUCUGAAUAUUGAUUUAAUAGGUCACCAUUACAUACAGUCAGGGUUU